Molecule: messenger RNA, 1204 nt
Organism: Gopherus flavomarginatus (Mexican gopher tortoise)
Lineage: Eukaryota; Metazoa; Chordata; Testudines; Testudinidae
Product: zinc finger protein 92-like
Exons: 7
Coding region: 19-1110 (363 amino acids)
Biological process (GO): regulation of DNA-templated transcription
Source: RefSeq, a predicted model, not a curated record
CGUUUCCCGUCUCUGGGCAUGCGCAGAUCGGGGAGCGGGACGGAGUGUUUUCAGCUGCUCCAUUGUGAUCUGGGAGCCCGGGCGGAGCAGCGGGGUCUGUGCAGGGGAGACACGUUAACCCUCCCGUGCCCGGCCCGGGCCCUGCUCCCGCUUGAGCCGCCUGGGGCCGCCCCAGGCUUCGCCUGCCCCGCUGCGGAGCUGCAGCCUCCAGGCUACAGAAUAACAUCCAUAUUUCGCUUCAGAUCAACCCAUCCUCCCACGGGGAAGGAAAUGUCUGCAAUGGAGCUGGCUCAGGGGCCGGUGACCUUUGAGGAGGUGGCUGUGUAUUUCACCAGGGAAGAGGGGGCUCUGCUGGACCCCACUCAGAGAGCCCUCUACAGAGACGUUAUGCAGGAGAACUAUGAGAACGUGACCUCACUGGGGUUUCCAGUUUCCAAACCCUAUGUGAUCUCCCAGCUGGAAGGAGGGGAAGAGCCAUGGGUCCUGGAUCUCCCUGGUUCAGAGGAAAGUGAGAUCCUGAGAAGUCCCUGCACAGCAGAUGAUGGGGUGGUGAGGGAGAGUGAGGAGCAGAAUCCUCACCAGGAAGAUGCUGAGCUAGCCGAAGCGCAUGGGGAAUUACUGCAAAGAUCCAAAGGGAAUGUGUCCAGGUGCCACGAGCUGGGAAAAGCUGAUGAAAGUUACCCCAGACCAAAGAGAGAGCAGGGAAACCACUCAGAGGAGAAAGUGGAUGAACCCAUUAAUUGUCAGGGAACUCACAAGGACCUCAAGGAAACUACAUCUCAGGAGAAAAUCCUCACGGAAAUGAGAGAGUAUACAUGCAGUGAGUGUGGGAAGAACUUCAAUUGCCGCUCAGCCCUUAUUCGACAUGAAAUAAUCCACACGAAAGAGAGACCCUAUGAAUGCAGUGAGUGUGGGAAAAACUUCAAUCAUAUCUCAAACCUUACUAAGCAUCUGAGGAUCCACACAGGAGAGCAACCCUAUGAAUGCUGUGAUGCAAUGGAUUGUGAGAAAGAGGAGCAGAAUUCUCGGCAGGAAAAUGUUGAGCAAGUGGAUAAAUACAGAGUACUAUUGCAAAGACCAAAAAGGAAUGUGUCCAGGAGUCAUGAUUAAGGACAAUCCUGUGAGAUUCAGCACAAAUCAGAAAGAGCAGGGAAACCAUCCAGGGGAGAAAGUGGGUAACUUAAUUUCAUGUGAAGGAACUCAG